AUGUUCGCCCUGUAUCGGCACAGCAACAGCGACGCCGAAUUCAAGUACCUCCACAUUUACAAGCGCAUUGACAAGUGCGAGAAGUGGGCGGAAGUCCAGCGCACCCUCGACAAGGUCAAGGAGACCUACAAGCCGGACGCACCCGGCGCGCCGACUCCGGGCGUGUCAGAAGGGCGGCCGGACGGCAACAAAGGGGCACUAGUGUGCCGCGUCACGGCCAUGGACGACAAAACUUCGGAGAGGGAGGAGUGGCACCGGUCCAGCGAUCUGAGGAGGGGAGGAGGGUCUCUUCGGACGCGCCUGCUCGACCGCGACCUGCAGCGGGUCAGCGGCGACCUGCGGGUGGCGCUAGCCGCAGAGGAGAAGAACAAGCAGGCCAUGGAGGAGCUGCUGCUGGCGCUCAAGGAGGUGAACGCGGAGCUGCACACCACGCGGCAGCAGCUGGUGCGCCCGCAGCACGAGUCAGAAACGGCGAGGCUGGAGUCGGACCGGGUGCACGUGUCCCUAAAGCGCAAGGACGACAAGGUCUGCGCGCUGUCCGACGAGGUGGCCCGCCUCCGCUCCGACGCCGAGGAGGCGUUCGCCACGUUCCGGGGCAAGGAGGCCGGGUUCACGGCGUGCAUGAAGUCGUCGGAAGCGGAGUUCGCCGCGUCCCGGCGCGAGAACGCGCGACUCCUCGAGUCGCAACGGUCUGGGCGGCACGAGGUGGCCAAGCUGCGGGACAUCCUGAAGCAGGCCGUCAAGGACACCAAGUUCGUCAAGGAGGCGCUGGAGGAGGUGAGGAGCGAGAACGCCAUGCUCAAGGAGAUGGUCGGGAGCAAGGACACCGCCGUCAAGUGCAGCAAGGAGGAGCUGGAGUGCCUCCGGGUGAGCGAGGCCGCGGCGCGCGACAACAUCAAGGAGCUGCAGAGCUUGCUGGUGGCCACGUCGGUGAGUCCCACCCCCACGCCGUCCGCGGCGGCAGGAGCGGGAAGGUCGUUUGACCUGGAGGACCUGUCGCCGCGGACGAGAUCGACGGGAUCGCACUGGAGUAGAGGGAGAGAGAGGGGAUUGAGGAUUAGGAAGAGAGAGAGGGAUUAA
Messenger RNA from Triticum aestivum (bread wheat), 1080 nucleotides. RefSeq lists its product as uncharacterized. The record is from RefSeq and is a predicted model, not a curated record. The transcript has 3 exons. Lineage: Eukaryota; Viridiplantae; Streptophyta; Magnoliopsida; Poales; Poaceae. The coding region runs from base 1 to 1080 and encodes 359 amino acids.